This is a messenger RNA of Phragmites australis (common reed), 914 nucleotides long. RefSeq lists its product as uncharacterized. The transcript is spliced from 2 exons. Bases 511 to 819 code for a protein of 102 amino acids. NCBI's taxonomy places the organism in Eukaryota, Viridiplantae, Streptophyta, Magnoliopsida, Poales, Poaceae. The record is from RefSeq and is a predicted model, not a curated record.
ACCUAGAUUUACUCAAAGAUUAGUUCUCUCCUUUAGUUCUUUAUUCUAAACACUUUCAUGUAAUCUAGGUUAUCCUCUAACUUGGUUGUACUUCAAGUAUAGCCAAGGAAUAGUCAUGGACCAGACAGCAUUGCCAGUUUGCCACCUUAAACUCCUGUUCAUUCUCUCUAUCACUCAAAGAUCCAACAGGUAAGAAAUCAAAAGAGAAGGAAGGGAAUUACAUAGCUCAAAAAGUAAAGGACAUAUGGCUGGCUUGCUUUGCUUCUGCCCUACUCCCCAACAUUAGACCCUUCAAAAGCACAUCAGAACCUGCUGAAGAAACAAGAGACUCUGAAGAAAAACACAGCAAGAAACUUACAUGCCACUUCCUCUCCACAAUAUAUUGUGCUGAGAUUGGUGGCCUCACAUUGAAGGGUGGCGUUGCACUUGCAUUGCACCACCCUAUGAACAGCUCAUAGAGGGGUGGUGUCAGUGGCAGUGCAAAAUUGCAAGUGAAAGUAGGGUAGUAUUAUGAGCAGGGUGGCCGGGUCUGCGAGGCGGGCAUCGGCGGCGGCAUUGGCCAUCCUGCUUGGGGGCCUUGUUUUGGUGUCUUUGGUGGUGGAGAGAAGCGCGAAGGUGUCAUCUCCGGUGAGCCUUGCUGCAGUAGGUGGUAGGAAGAUGGUGAUCGGAGUCAAUGGAAGGUUGCCUUCUCAGAGGACGCUGGAGGACUUGGGAGAUGAUGACACAUUCAGCAGCAUCAAGAGGAGGGUGCCCAAUGGACCGGAUCCAAUCCACAAUAGGGGAGCUGGAGAGUCAGGAAGAGCACCAGGCCGAGCAUAGGCAGCACGCGCGCCCGAUGAGUGGAAGUUUCCGAAGUACUUGUUGUGGAUCUGAUCAUUGUGUUGCAAGAAGAAACGCAAAAAAACACAGGAGCU